Aspergillus caelatus is the source of this 1332-nucleotide messenger RNA. RefSeq lists its product as uncharacterized. The transcript is spliced from 5 exons. The coding region runs from base 277 to 1272 and encodes 331 amino acids. The record is from RefSeq and is a predicted model, not a curated record. Lineage: Eukaryota; Fungi; Ascomycota; Eurotiomycetes; Eurotiales; Aspergillaceae.
CCCACCCAUACUCUCAGAGCCACAUGAUGGAUGGUAGUCUGAAUUGCCGAUAAAACGGUUGUGCAUGCACUAGAAUCGAGAUGGGCCUUGGGGUGCGACGGAGAUGACACACGCAUGAUCUCAGAGUGACACCGACAAACUCUCAGCGGUCCACGGCGUUCUGCCUCAAAGCCAAGAAGCUAUAACACCCCUUGCGCUACCGUUCCAACUUCCAGAUACUAUUGUACAUGUCCAAUUCAUUGAUCCUCACAGAUCGUAUCAAAUAUCACAGUCGCAAUGUCUCGUCAGUUGUGUAUCACCUCCGUGGACGGUCACACCGGCUUCUUGAUUGCGGAACUAAUCUUGACGGACAAUAAAUUCAAAAAGACCAUUGGGUCCGUCACCGGCUUGACACUUCAUCCGGAUGCCCCGUUUUGCAAGGAGCUAUCCAAACUUGGCGCCAAAAUUGUUCCGCAUAAACCCGGUCGACUGAAAGAGAUGGUGUCAUCGCUUCAGGAGGUUGGAGCCGAUACAAUAUGUCUCAUCCCCCCUGCGCAUCCCGACAAGUUUGAUAUCACAGAAGAGCUUAUCGAAGCGACAAAGAAGGCCAAUGUACCGAAUGUAUGCUUUCUCAGCUCCGCUGGUUGUGAUCUCGCAGAAAGAGACAAACAGCCCAGACUGCGAGAAUUCAUUGAUUUGGAAUCCCGCUUCAUGGCGUCCAAGGGGGAUCCGUCGACAUCUACUGGCAACUCUCCAGUCAUUAUACGACCUGGCUUUUACGCAGAGAACCUAUUGCUCUACUCCCGGCAAGCGCAGGAAGAAGGCAUACUUCCCCUUCCCACGGGUAAAGAUCAUAAGUUCGCUCCAGUCGCUCUCGGAGAUGUGGCCCAAGUUGCUGCCUACGUUCUCACCGGGAAGGGCAAGCAUGGAUUCAGCGACAGACAUAGGGGUCAGUUGAUGGUUCUCACAGGCCCACUACUCACUACUGGUGAUGAGCUUGCCUCUGCGGCUAGUCAAGCCCUGGGUGAAAAUCUGAAGUUCGAAGACAUAUCGGAGGCGGAAGCAAAGAAGGUUCUCCACGCGCAGUCGGCCAGCGAUGAGUCUGAGGUUCAAUACCUUCUUGAGUACUACUCCUUGGUCCGUGAAGGCAAGACCAACUACAUAUCGACCACAGCUUUCCAUGAUGUGACGGGUGGGCACCCACAAGAGCCUCCAGAUUUCUUCAAAACCUACGCACAAGAGUUCCAUGCCAAACGUGGUCACAAAAAGCGGAAACUGAGUGGGGAUAAGUAACGUCGGCGUUUCGUUUUCCAUUGUCUGUAUUGCGAAUUUGUAAUUGAUGCUUCAUGACUA